ACUGUAAGAAGGAAUAGACCGAACGGACAGUAUGUGAUUCAUUCAUAUGCUUUCAAGUACAUUUAAAAUUGUUAACUGAUUUAUGUGUUGAUAAUAUCUACUAAGUGCAUGUUGAAUAGGUAACCAUUGCAAGACAAUCCCAAACUAUAUUUGAUUUACGAUAAAAUACUUUGGACUAUCAAAUGUAGCUUGUAUUUUACUGCCUUUUUUUUCCAGCUUCCAUGGAUCUUAGCAGCAAAACGUUUGUGCAGGUGGUGAUGUUGGCGUUGAUAGCUCAGGUCACUUUCUCUCAGCAUUGGUCGUAUGGGUGGCUACCUGGAGGAAAGAGAAGUGUUGGGGAGCUGGAGGCCACCAUCAGGAUGAUGGACACAGGUGGUGUAAUGGCUCUUCCUGAGGAGACAGGUGCCCAUAUCCCAGAGAGACUGAGACCAUAUGAUGUAAUGUCGAAGAAACGAAUGCCACAUAAAUAAAGAACUGUGAGAUAAUUCUUCACAAAAAGCAAGAAGACAGCGAUGAUGGAGCAUUCAAGA
Oncorhynchus mykiss (rainbow trout) is the source of this 530-nucleotide messenger RNA. It is a transcript of the gene gnrh1, whose product is annotated as gonadotropin-releasing hormone 1 (luteinizing-releasing hormone). Gene Ontology annotation, cellular component: extracellular region. The record is from RefSeq and is marked provisional. Gene Ontology annotation, molecular function: gonadotropin hormone-releasing hormone activity; gonadotropin-releasing hormone receptor binding. Lineage: Eukaryota; Metazoa; Chordata; Actinopteri; Salmoniformes; Salmonidae. Gene Ontology annotation, biological process: reproductive process; multicellular organism development.